AUGUUCCGCAACGUGUUCGAUGCACUAGGGCUAAAGGACGCCGACCUGACGUCUCACCAGCACGGGGUUAUCGGGUUAGGCGACCACUUCAUCAAACCAGACGGAGUCAUUUCCCUACCAAUCUCGGUGGGGCAGAUACAAGGCCGAAGAUCGGCGAUGGACGAGUUCGUAAUUCUCCGAGAUUCCACAGCCUACAACAUCAUCUUGGGAAGAAAAACAAUCAAUGAUUUUGAAGCCAUAAUCAACACCAAGCUGCUAGUUAUGAAGUUCGUUACCGAUGAUGGAUCCAUAGGGACCAUAAGAGGAGACCUCGAGACGGCGGUCGCUUGUGACAACGCCAGCCUUUCCCUGAGAAAGAAGUCCAAGGAAGCAUCCGGCGUGUUCCUAGCCGACCUUGAUGCCAGAAUAGAGGACAAGCCGAGGCCAGAGCCAGAAGGGGACCUGGAGAAGUUUAGAAUCGGUGACGAAGAGGAAAAGUUCACAUUCGUUAACAAGAACCUCCCACAUGAGCUGAAGGAGCCUUUGAUUGAAAUGAUAAGAGCCAACAGGGACUUGUUCGCCUGGACACCAGCCGACAUGCCGGGCAUAGAUCCAAAAAUCAUCUCGCAUCAUCUAGCCGUCAAGACGGAAGCACGACCAGUGGCUCAACGGAGGAGAAAGAUGUCGGCGGAAAGAGCAGAGGAGGUAGCCAAGCAAACGGCCAGCCUCCUAGAAGCAGGCUUCAUACGUGAAGUGGACUACUCGACAUGGCUCUCGAAUGUGGUAUUGGCCCUGCCAUUCUUUAACCUCAUGAAGAAAGGGAUGGCGUUUGAGUGGACACCCGCGUGUGAAGAAGCCUUUCAACAUUUCAAGGAAAUCCUGGCGGCACCUCCUGUUCUCGGAAAGCCAAAGGACGGGGAACCACUAUACCUAUACCUCGCUAUAACAAGCGAGGCCCUGGCCGCAGUUCUGGUACGGGAGGACGGGAAGGCUCAACAGCCAAUCUAUUUCAUAAGCAGGGCCCUGCAAGGGGCGGAAUUAAGAUAUAGCAAGUUGGAAAAGCUAGCCUUAGCACUCCUAACUUCCUCGAGAAGGCUUAAGCAGUAUUUCCAAAGUCACCAAGUUGUCGUCAGAACGGACCAAGGGAUCCGGCAAGUUCUCCAAAAACCCGAUCUGGCAGGAAGAAUGAUGACUUGGUCCAUCGAGCUCUCCCAAUACGACAUACGAUACGAACCCCGGCAAGCCAUUAAGGCGCAGGCCAUGGCGGAUUUCUUAGUUGAAGUAACAGGAGACCCAAGCGAAGACGUGGGUACACGGUGGAAGCUCCAUGUGGACGGAGCUUCCAACCAGACCUUUGGAGGUGCCGGGAUCAUCCUGGAAAGCCCGGUCGGGGUUGUGUACGAACAAUCGGUCAGGUUCGAGUUUCCCAUCUCGAACAACCAGGCAGAAUAUGAAGCCCUUAUAGGAGGCUUAACCCUAGCGGCAGAAGUCGGCGCGAGGAGACUGGAAAUAUGCAGUGACUCCCAAGUCGUCACUUCCCAAGUAAACGGUAGCUACCAAGCCAAAGACCCCUUGCUUCAGAAGUACCUGGAAAAGGUUAAAAGCUUGAGCCAAAAGUUUGAAGAGGUCACGGUCCACCACGUACCUAGAGAAAGGAACAUACGGGCAGACCUCCUGUCGAAGUUAGCUAGCACAAAGCCGGGAGAAGGGAACCGGUCUCUCAUUCAAGGCAUGACGAGAGAACCCGCAAUCACACUGCACGUGACAAGCCUAGGUUCUUCAUGGCUAGACCCCAUCAUCGACUUCCUAGAACACGGCAAACUCCCUAGUGACCAAAAGGAUGCGGCGAAAUUGAGAAGGGAAGCGGCCAAAUACGCCGUCAUCCAAGGACAACUGUUCAGGAAAGGGCUCAACCAACCCCUACUGAAGUGCCUACAUCCCGACCAAACGGACUACGUCCUCAGGGAAGUCCAUGAGGGCUGCUGUGGGCACCACAUCGGAGGCAAGGCCCUAGCGAGGAAACUAAUCCGAGCCGGAUACUAUUGGCCGUCGAUGAUGACGGACUCCAAAGAGUUUGUGAAAAAAUGCGUAAAGUGCCAACAGAACGCCAACUUUGCCAGGGCGCCGGCCUCCGAGUUAAGCCUGCUAACGACCUCCCGGCCAUUCUCUCAAUGGGGAGUCGACCUCUUAGGACCCUUCCCAGUCGGCCCGGGGCAAGUCAAGAAAUUCAUGUGGAGGCAAGUGAUAACGCGAUUCGGGAUACCGGAGGUCGUCAUCUCGGACAACGACACGCAGUUUACUGACAAAAAGUUCACGGAAUUUCUCAACGGCCUGGGUAUAAGGCAAAAGUUCUCCUCGGUAGAACACCCUCAGACGAACGGACAGGUGGAGUCCGCUAACAAGGUUAUCCUUUCAGGGCUAAAAAAGAGGUUGGACAAUAAAAAGGGUGCUUGGGCCGACGAACUAGCAUCGGUCCUCUGGUCUUACCGAACAACCGAGCAAUCCUCCACCAAGGAAACCCCUUUCCGACUAACGUACGGGGUGGAUGCUGUAAUACCCGUAGAGAUCGGUGAACCGAGUCCGCGGUUGCUUUUGAAAGGAGUAGAGGAAACCGUAGAAAAGGACCUGAUAGAUGAAGCCCGGGAAAUGGCCCAUUUGACAGAAACGGCGCUAAAACAAAGAAUGGCUCUGCGCUACAACACCAAAGUGCUCAAGAGGGAAUUCGAGCCAAACGACCUCGUCCUAAAGCGAAAUGAUAUCGGCCCGCCGACCCCCGGAGAAGGCAAGCUAGCGGCUAACUGGGAAGGCCCCUAUAGAAUCAGGAAAGUGAUGGGAAAAGGAGCAUUCAAGCUAGAAAGACUUGACGGCAAAGAAGUCCCGAGAACAUGGAAUGCGGACAACCUAAGAAGAUUCUACUCCUAG
This is a messenger RNA of Arachis stenosperma, 2901 nucleotides long. RefSeq lists its product as uncharacterized. The transcript has 3 exons. The record is from RefSeq and is a predicted model, not a curated record. Lineage: Eukaryota; Viridiplantae; Streptophyta; Magnoliopsida; Fabales; Fabaceae. Gene Ontology annotation, molecular function: nucleic acid binding; RNA-DNA hybrid ribonuclease activity. Bases 1 to 2901 code for a protein of 966 amino acids. Gene Ontology annotation, biological process: DNA integration.